Paramacrobiotus metropolitanus is the source of this 1352-nucleotide messenger RNA. Its product is annotated as zinc metalloproteinase nas-4-like. NCBI's taxonomy places the organism in Eukaryota, Metazoa, Tardigrada, Eutardigrada, Parachela, Macrobiotidae. The record is from RefSeq and is a predicted model, not a curated record. The transcript is spliced from 4 exons. Bases 81 to 1199 code for a protein of 372 amino acids. Gene Ontology annotation, molecular function: zinc ion binding; metalloendopeptidase activity. Gene Ontology annotation, biological process: proteolysis.
AUUCAAAAUGUUGCGGUGAGCAUUCUAUCGUCGGUGUCUAGUGCAUUGUGGCACACGUAUCUUCUCGCAUCAUCGGCAAAAUGGCGUUCGUUACUCUGGUUAGCCUCUUGGUCGUCCUGUCCAGCGUCAGCGCAGCACCGUCCACUAUAAAUGGCAAACCACCGAUUGAUUGGACAUGCACCAUGUCACCGGUGCGCUCAGCCGAUCCGGUGAGGUGCUUCAACGAGCAGGUUACACCCAGUGGAAAUACCAAAGAACCCAUUUUGUUUGAAGGGGAUAUUGCCGGAGUUAUCGAGGAUGGUGACACCAUCGCUGACUUGGAUAUGAAACUGAACGGUGUGAGCCGAGCCGGAACCCUGCAGUAUCCCCUCUGGUGGGGCGGAUUCGUGUAUUACGAAAUUGCCAGCUCGUUUACUGCGGCCGAGCGCGCCAUCAUCCAGCGGGCUUUUAAGGAAUUCGAAAGAACGGAAGCGGUCCGAUUUUAUCAACGGACCGGUUCGGAACCAAAUUACUUGACCAUCUUCAAGGGAUCUGGGUGUUGGAGUUGGGUGGGACAGCACGGUGGAGCGCAGCAGCUAUCCUUAGGACAGGGAUGUGUCCACUAUGGAACCAUCGUCCAUGAACUUAACCACGCGGUCGGUUUCUGGCACGAGCAAUCACGCCCGGACCGUGACAGUUACAUUGACUUGAACCUCAACAACGUUCCUCAAGACCAGCAUCAUGCAUUCAACAAGUAUGGUGCCAGCAUCGUUACUACAUCGGGAACCGGCUACGACUUCGGCUCCAUCAUGCAUUACAACAUGUACGCCUUCGCUAUUAAUCCCAGCAUCUGGACCAUCCGUCCCAAAACCCAGUACCAAAACUACCAAAUCGGGCAGAUUGAGAAGCUGAGCGACACCGAUAUCCAAGAGAUCAACGCCCUGUAUCCGCUGUGCGCCACACUGUGGUACGACGCCGAUUACAGUGGCCCACAUUCGCUGUUUGUCAGCGGGAUCCAAACGAACCUCCACGCCAACGCCCAGGACCAGUACAGUUCCGCCAAGGUCACCUUAGGGUGCACGCUAACAACGUACAACCGCGUUAAUUUCCAGGGCACUGCGACGACCUUUAAGCCGACACAGGAGGGCGUGUUGUGGUACAGUUUCGAGGGCCAGUCGUAUGAUAAUGAUGUGCGCUCACUGAAAUGCACUUGUGCUUAAUACGAUGAUGUCUCUGAACUGUGCGAAUUUCGCAGCCAUGAUUUAAAAUUCUCAUUAUAGCAAAUUUCGUCGGAUUUUUCAUGAUAAACACAAGCCUUUUGCACGAAGCUUUUGAAUGGUAAUAACACAAAGAACAACAUUACUUUUUAUGGG